AUUGGGAUUUUGUCCGGUAAAUUAAGCGCCACCCGGCCGUACAUGGGAAAGCCGGAAAAAGGAGAGCGAGUUCGACGAUUUUGUCGAUGCUGAAGCUGAAGGAUUGAUAGCUGAGGAUAGAGAAGUGUUUUUUUGCCGGGAAAUUCCUGCGCGCCAUCAUGACGGACUCCAACCCUCCAUCUGGGAAUCCUUCUUCUUCUCAACUUAAAACUAUGAAUGAAAUCAGUAGCGGUGGCCCCAAGGCCGAAUCCACAGGCCAAAGAGUCCGGUUUCCGAACCCACCGGAGAUCCACAAUCCCGACCCUGCUACGCUUCGAGAUCAAUGGAGGUUUGCCAUUAGACAGUACAGUAAAUGGUACUCACACGCUUGGGGGACUGCUAUACUUGCUGGGAUCUCCUUCUUCGCUCUUGGUUGGGUUAUUAAGGGUUCCAAUCCUCUGCCCUCUCGCCAGGACGAUUCGAAUUCGCCUGCCUCCUCCGCUUCCAAUACUGCACGUGAAGCUCGUCCUUGACCUUUUGCCUUUGGAUUUAGGCAGAAAUGUGGAACGUGCCUGCCAUUUAUUCAGACACUAGAUGUUGUGAUGAGAAUUUCUUUUUGACCUUUUGGACCUUUGCUAUGUUCGGCCAAGUAACUUACCAAAUAGAUUUCUUUUCUCCCCAAAUGUGGAAUGGCAAGAAGUUUAAGGACAAGAGGAAGGUUCUCUGGAUAAGUGGUCGUUGUUCCAUUCAGAUGAGGAGUCUGAGUAGAAAGUAGCAAAAUAAUUUCCAAAAGUGUGGUAUGAAGUCUUCUAGGGGAGAUGUUUGAGACUUUGAUAUCUUUGUGGCUUCCUAUAUCUUUGAUCAUAACUAAUUAGAGAAACUUUUAUAGCUACAUGGAUUUUAUA
Molecule: messenger RNA, 884 nt
Organism: Cucurbita moschata (crookneck pumpkin)
Lineage: Eukaryota; Viridiplantae; Streptophyta; Magnoliopsida; Cucurbitales; Cucurbitaceae
Exons: 2
Coding region: 159-512 (117 amino acids)
Source: RefSeq, a predicted model, not a curated record